This is a messenger RNA of Esox lucius (northern pike), 496 nucleotides long. It is a transcript of the gene snrpg, whose product is annotated as small nuclear ribonucleoprotein polypeptide G. The coding region runs from base 100 to 330 and encodes 76 amino acids. Gene Ontology annotation, molecular function: RNA binding. NCBI's taxonomy places the organism in Eukaryota, Metazoa, Chordata, Actinopteri, Esociformes, Esocidae. The record is from RefSeq and is a predicted model, not a curated record. Gene Ontology annotation, biological process: mRNA splicing, via spliceosome; spliceosomal snRNP assembly. The transcript is spliced from 4 exons. Gene Ontology annotation, cellular component: U12-type spliceosomal complex; catalytic step 2 spliceosome; SMN-Sm protein complex.
UCUUUAUUGGCUCGCAGCAAAAUAUGCGCACGCUUUCCGCUUUUUGACCAACGCAACGCAAGGCUCACGAACUGAAGGCCCAUAACAAAAACAAGAAACAUGAGUAAAGCACAUCCACCAGAGUUGAAAAAGUUCAUGGACAAGAAGCUCUCUUUGAAGCUUAACGGUGGCAGGCAGGUCCAAGGAGUCUUAAGAGGGUUUGACCCCUUCAUGAACUUGGUGAUGGAUGACUGCUUGGAGAUGGCCCCUGGAGGAGUACAGAACACGAUAGGAAUGGUGGUAAUCCGAGGAAACAGCAUCAUCAUGUUAGAGGCCCUUGAACGAGUAUAAUGAAGUGGGAUGGCAAAAUUGGAUUGAAUGUUAAUGGAAACCUGUCAUAUUUCUUUUGUAAUUUCCUUGUUUUUUUCUGGACUAUGUAACAAUCGCAGACACUUAAAUUUGGAAAUGUUUUGAAUUGUGUAAUCUUGUUAAUAAAUUUGGGUAUUUGUUUUCAUUA